This is a messenger RNA of Podospora bellae-mahoneyi, 857 nucleotides long. RefSeq lists its product as uncharacterized. The coding region runs from base 318 to 857 and encodes 179 amino acids. NCBI's taxonomy places the organism in Eukaryota, Fungi, Ascomycota, Sordariomycetes, Sordariales, Podosporaceae. The transcript has 2 exons. The record is from RefSeq and is a predicted model, not a curated record.
CUCGCCCGAGUUCCAUCCCAGCCGAGGUCGAUGGCUGUCCGAGGCUUUUUGAACGUCUGCCAACCUGACGUCGACAACCGCCAGUCCCAACCGUUGGUAACUGUUCGACUUAGUUUGUUUCCGAAGGCCUGUUUCUGGAUAGCAGUAACCGUCCUCCCGGCGCAACGUCCAACGUCGUGAGCCUCUCCAAACGCUCACACGCUGUUCCUGACCCCCACCCCCGCAGUUACAAAGUCUGGAGUGGAUAUCGACAUUGCCAGCCACGGGUGCUUUCUUUGUUGACUUCACUUGCUGGUGGGCUUUUUCAGUAAAACGAAAUGCUUGCUUCUCCGCACCCCGCAUUCUCAAAAGAUGUGAUCCCCCGCGUGCCAUCUGUCUUGUCUGGGGAAAUCUCCCUCUGCGCAUGUGAUGGCCGUACCGGGAAAGGGCCUCCGCGCAUCUUCGUGCGAGGUCGUGGAAUUUGUCGCUUGGCGAAGCCUUGGAUGUCGGCCCCAUGUUCCAAUCCGGUGUCCCGUUGCCAGUUGCGGAUUUCAACACUGGCCAUUGCCUCCACGCCCAAAAGCAUUGGGGAACAACCGCCAUUUGACGCCACAGGUCCACUGUUGUCGCUGGACCAGCCGAGGCUGACCUCUGCGACGAGCCCGGACAACCCGGUUAGCUCCCACACCCCUGUCGCACUCGGCUCAAGACCAACUUGGACGAGACACAUGCUGCCGAGCGCCGACCCUGUUGACGAAAAGGAGACCAUCUCCCCGUCAGCUUGUGGCUUUUUGGGCCGCUUCUACUCAAAACCAUUCCUCCAUCCUCCAACGACCUCUGACGCCAACCUCCCCCUAGCUGCCACUUGUGUGUUUUGA